Pistacia vera is the source of this 876-nucleotide messenger RNA. Its product is annotated as AAA-ATPase ASD, mitochondrial-like. The record is from RefSeq and is a predicted model, not a curated record. NCBI's taxonomy places the organism in Eukaryota, Viridiplantae, Streptophyta, Magnoliopsida, Sapindales, Anacardiaceae. Bases 1 to 876 code for a protein of 291 amino acids. Gene Ontology annotation, molecular function: ATP hydrolysis activity; ATP binding. The transcript has 2 exons.
AUGUCGUCAAAGAUAGCAAGUCUAUUGUCCUCAGUAUGGACGAUAAAGAAGAGGUUACCGAUGAGUUUAAAGGCGUCAAAGUUUGGUGGGUACUGGAUAACAUUUUUCUUUUUAUUUUACCCUGCUGCGGAUGAGAAGAGAUUUUACAAGCUCACGUUUCAUAAGAGUCACAGGGAUUUGAUCACGGGUUCUUAUAUUAGCCACGUGUUAGACGAAGGAAAAGCCACUACAGUGAGGAACCGGCAGAGAAAGCUAUACAGUAACAAUCCGAGCAAGAAUUGGCAUGGCUGGAAAGCAACAAAAUGGAGCCAUGUUCAUUUUGAGCAUCCGGCGACGUUUGAUACUUUGGCAAUGGAGAGAAAGAAGAAAGAAGAUAUCAAGAAAGAUCUGAAGAAGUUUAGUGAAAGCAAAGAGUACUACAAGAAAAUAGGGAAGGCUUGGAAGCGUGGAUAUAUCCUCUAUGGUCCUCCAGGAACUGGUAAAUCAACCAUGGUGGCCGCCAUGGCGAAUUUUUUGAACUAUGAUAUCUAUGAUCUUGAACUUACCACCGUCAAAGACAACACUGAGCUGAGGAAUCUUUUGAUCGAGACGUCGAGUAAGUCAAUCAUUGUCCUAGAGGACAUCGAUUGCUCACUUGAUCUUACUGGUCAACGCGAGAAGAAAAAAGAGAAGAAUGAAGAAGAAGAAGAGACGGAUCCGAUUAAAAAGAAACAAAAAGAAAUGGAAAAGGAGAAAGAUAAAAGUAGCAAGGUUACAUUAUCCGGGCUGUUGAAUUUCAUUGACGGGCUCUGGUCAGCUUGUGGGGGAGAAAGAAUCAUUGUGUUUACAACUAAUUUUGUGGACAAGCUCGAUCCAGGUCCCCCCCCCCCAACUUGA